Messenger RNA from Hibiscus syriacus, 2535 nucleotides. RefSeq names its product ethylene receptor 2-like. Gene Ontology annotation, biological process: phosphorelay signal transduction system; response to ethylene. The coding region runs from base 16 to 2304 and encodes 762 amino acids. Lineage: Eukaryota; Viridiplantae; Streptophyta; Magnoliopsida; Malvales; Malvaceae. The record is from RefSeq and is a predicted model, not a curated record. Gene Ontology annotation, cellular component: endoplasmic reticulum membrane; endoplasmic reticulum. The transcript has 2 exons. Gene Ontology annotation, molecular function: protein binding; phosphorelay sensor kinase activity; ethylene binding.
AUUUAUUUGGAUGCAAUGUUGAAGGCAAUAGCUUCAUGGUUGUUUAUUUCUUCGCUUCUGUUAUCGGCGUCCGCCGCAGCCGCCGGCUUUCCCGGGUGUAAUUGCGACGACGAGGGGAGUUUCUGGAGCACCGAGGGCAUCUUAGAGACUCAAAGAGUGAGCGAUUUCUUGAUCGCCGUCGCGUAUUUCUCGAUCCCCGUCGAGCUGCUUUACUUUGUUAGCUGUUCCAAUGUGCCGUUCAAAUGUGUUCUCUUCCAAUUCAUCGCCUUCAUCGUGCUCUGCGGGUUGACUCACCUGCUCCAUGGCUGGACCUACGGUCCACAUCCGUUUCAACUCAUGGUGGCUCUCACCGUGUUCAAGAUUCUCACGGCGUUGGUCUCGUCCGCCACCGCCAUUACGCUCAUUACCCUCAUUCCCUUGCUUCUCAAGGUCAAGGUGAGGGAGCUUAUGCUGCGGAAAAAGGCUCGGGACCUCGGUCGGGAAGUCGGUGUGAUAACGAAACAGAACAAGAUCGGUGCACAUGUCCGAAUGCUAACUCAAGAAAUCCGAAAAUCGUUGGAUCGACAGACCAUCUUGUACACGACAAUGGUGGAGUUGUCCAAGACAUUAUGUUUGCAGAAUUGUGCUGUAUGGAUGCCUAAUGGGAUCAAGACCAAGAUGAACUUGACACAUGAACUCAAAGCAAGACGCCAUUCAUGUAAUUUUUCAAUUCCGACUUCGGAUCCGGAUGUCACGAGAAUUAAACGAAGUGAUGAAGUUAACAUUCUUGAUUCCGACUCGGUUCUCGCCACCGCUAGCAAUGGAGAGUCUAAUGAGCCAGGGUCAGUGGCUGCAAUUCGAGUGCCAAUGCCUCAAGUAUUGGAUUUCAAAGGGGAAACUCCGGAGGUAGUUCAGACAUGCUAUGCGAUAUUGGUUUGUGUUCUUCCGAGCGAACAAAAUCGGUCAUGGACCAACGAGGAAUUAGAGAUGGUUAAAGUCGUUGCCGAUCAGGUGGCUGUGGCGCUCUCUCAUGCCACCAUUCUCGAAGAGUCUCAACUCAUGAGGGAUCAAUUGGUCGAGCAAAAUCGAGUGCUGCAAUUGGCACGACAAAAUGCUAUGAGGGCAAGCCAAGUUAGCAAUUCGUUUCAGAAGGUGAUGAGUGAUGGAAUGAGGAGGCGAAUGCACUCGGUUUUAGGCUUGCUUUCGAUGAUGCAGGACGAAAAUCUGCAUAACGAUCAAAGUAUUAUCGUCAAUUCAAUGAUAAAGACAAGUAACGUGCUAUCGACAUUGAUAAAUGACAUGAUGGAUAUUUCAACAAUGGAUAGUGGAAGAUCCCUAUUGGUGAAGAGAGCCCUUCGAUUACAUUCCAUGAUAAAAGAAGCCGCUUGUCUUGCCAAGUGCUUGGCUGUGUAUAGGGGUUUCGGCUUUUCAAUCGAGGUUGAUAAAUCCGUGCCCGAUCUCGUUUAUGGUGAUGAUAGGAGAGUUUUUCAGGUGAUACUGCAUAUGGUUGGGAGCCUAUUGGAUGGCAACAGCGAAGGCAGAACCGUAGUACUUCGGAUGGUCUCUGAGAACGGUAGUCAGGAACGGAAAGAUCGUAGACGGGCUGCAUGGAGGCACAGCUCUUUGGAUGGAGAUGUACAUAUCAGGUUCGAAAUUAGGAUCGAAAAUAGCAACUCUCAAUCAGAAGGCAGCUCAAUUUCGGAGUUACAGAUCAGUGGGAGAAAAUACAAAAGCCAUAGAGCCGAGGAACGGUUGAGCUUCAGCAUUUGUCAAAAACUAGUGCAGCUGAUGCAUGGGAACAUCUGGGUAGUACAAAAUCCUCAAGGUUCUGCUCGGAGCAUGGCACUCGUUAUUCGGUUUCAAGUCCGACCAUCCAUCGGUAUAACAAUCAACGAGCCUGGAGAAUCUUCAGACCAGCCGUGCUCCAACUCUCUUUUCAAAGGCUUGCAAGUUUUACUUGCCGACGAAGACGAUGUGAACCGUGCCGUGACACGAAAACUUCUUGAGAAGUUGGGAUGCAGUGUCUCCGCCGUGUCAUCCGGGUUUGAUUGCCUCAGCUCCAUCGGGCCAGCCUCGUCUCCUUUCCAGAUUGUCUUUUUGGAGCUUCAGAUGUCCGGGCUAGAUGGAUACGAAGUUGCAAUGAGAAUCCGGAAAUCCCGAAGCCGUAAUUUUCCGUUGAUCGUUGCCAUGACCGCCAGCGCCGAAGAAGAUAUACUGGAAAAGUGCUCGCGGAUCGGAAUUAACGGAGUCAUUCGGAAACCAGUGCUGUUACAAGAAAUCGCCAUCGAGCUCCGGAAAGUCUUGAUGCAGGCCAACAAAGUUUAAGUCACCGAAUCGCACCGUGCUUACUCGCAUGCAUCCAGAUUCCGAUCAAAACGGUACACAAAGUCGGCUCCCGUUUCGCCUAUUCUCCCCGGAUUAAUGUGCUCGAUUUCAUGUUCGAUCCACAUAGAUAGUUUUCCAGAUCUAAUCAAAUUAACUCUCGUUAGAAUCCUCAACAACACAUCGCUCUUAACAAAAACAGAUUACAUUCACAGUACAAAGAACAAGAUUAAA